GCAUUUAAUUUGGAAUGGAGGGAGUACUGUUUAUUUAGAAUGUAAACAAAAGUGAAAAAAAAGAAGCAAAAAACGUUAAAAAAGAAGGCGUCUGAGCCGGCUCAUCUCGCGCUAGCGGCACCCUUCUUUAGCUCUCUCUUCUCAAAGGAAAAGCAGCGCCCUUUCUAAUCUGAAGGAAAAUCCCGUUCCCAAACAAAAGAAAUUCCCCUCCGCCCCCUGUUCGUCCACCUCGAGCCACCGGGAGGUUCCCCUCCACGAAAAAACGAAGCUCCCGGGCGGCCCGGCCUGUCCCAAAUCGCAUUUCGGCUGCCCGCUGCUUCAUCCGCUUGGAGAGGAUGGACGACGAUCUGACGGAGGCGCUCGUCCCGAAGAACUCCGACGAGAGCCCCGGCACGCGCCGGGAGUCUUCCCCACCGCUGUCUCCGUCUUCGAGGAACGUCGCCAAGAACCCUACGGAAUCCAGCGACUCCAGCAGCAGCGAGGCGCCCGUCCGCGACAACUCCAAGAAUCACCAAGAAUUGGGGGCGUCGUCUGCGGCCAGCGAUGGGAAGCAAGGGCCGGUAUCUACUGGCGAGGAGGAGGCGGCGGCGGCAACCCUUGAUUGCUGGGGAGCCGCAGCGGCAACCCUUGCUCGCUGGGGAGCCGCGGUGGCAUCCGCUGCUCGCCGGAAGCCGGGGAGGAGCACCUCAGAGGCGCGAGAUGGCUCGAGCGGCGUGGCCGUUUCGGGCAGGGCCGAGCACCUGAUCCGCAUCCCUCCGCCGGGAGCGGCGGGUCUGAUCCACCGCGCCAAACGCCGGUCCGAUUCCUGGAGGACGGACCCUAUCCUCGCCGGCCCUUCGGCCGAUCUGGCCGUCGCGCUGCAGGAGUUCGCCCUCGAACCGGAUGCGACGACGGCGGCCAGGCUCGAGCAGGCGGCUGCGGCGUUCGACAGCAUUGCAUCAAGCAAUACGGAGGACGGUGCUGUAGCCAAGCAGCUGGCCACCGAAGCGGCGGCACUGGCGGCCGGCUGGCGAGGAGACGACCGGCAGGGGUCGAGCGCCUUCGAAACAGCGGCCUUCGAAAGAGCGGCCAGUCGGCAGGAACUGGAGCUGCCGGCGCCAGCAGCGUCCUCCUACUCCACUGAAACUUUGUUGUGUGCUGUGAUCUCGGGCUCAUUGGCGCUGCUGCCAUAUUUGCCUAGCCAAGUCCCCAAGAAGUCGAGGAGCACCUUUGCCAUUCUCUUUGGCGUUGUCUUCGUACUGGCUUCAGCCGGUGUGAUGCUGCUCGCCGCAUCCCUCCACAAGAGGGCGGCCAACGCCAUGGCAAGAAUUUCUUUUCUAGCAUUUUCAGUUCUGGUUGUGGCAUUUGUUGGGUUUGCUCUGGGAGGGAGGACAUAUAGUUGAUACGUACAUGAUAGGUAUGUAGCAUCAUAGAUAGAUACUGAUGUACUCUGAAUUUGAAAUACUAUGCCGAAUUUUAACCAUGGGAGUGUCCGCAAGCCAG
This is a messenger RNA of Hordeum vulgare subsp. vulgare (domesticated barley), 1482 nucleotides long. RefSeq lists its product as uncharacterized. Lineage: Eukaryota; Viridiplantae; Streptophyta; Magnoliopsida; Poales; Poaceae. Bases 336 to 1382 code for a protein of 348 amino acids. The transcript has a single exon. The record is from RefSeq and is a predicted model, not a curated record.